This is a messenger RNA of Physella acuta, 593 nucleotides long. Its product is annotated as N-lysine methyltransferase SMYD2-B-like. NCBI's taxonomy places the organism in Eukaryota, Metazoa, Mollusca, Gastropoda, Physidae. Gene Ontology annotation, molecular function: DNA-binding transcription factor activity, RNA polymerase II-specific. Gene Ontology annotation, biological process: regulation of transcription by RNA polymerase II. Gene Ontology annotation, cellular component: nucleus. The record is from RefSeq and is a predicted model, not a curated record.
CAUAAACACUUCUAAUUUUGAUAAUGCUAUAAAAUACGAUUGAUACAUUCGCACUGUUUCUUUCAUGACAGCCAAAACAAAAUCGACACGUAUCAAUGGACAAGUGUGCGCAUUGUGAGAAGCCUAGCAGUUCACUAAAGCGGUGUUCACGCUGCAAAGUUGUGUCGUAUUGCGAUAUAGAAUGUCAGAGGGCCCACUAUAUCCAGCAUAAGGAAAUAUGUGGUAAGCAGUUCCAGGAGCCUGGUCAUAUCAAGGAUGAUGCCGACCCAGCUGUGUUUAACACCGGUAUCAACAAUAAACGGUGCAACCAUUGUCAUUACCAAAUGAAACCACUAAUGCGGUGUUCACGUUGUAAGACAGUGAAGUAUUGCAGCGUAGCUUGUCAGAGGAAAGACUACAAAGAGCAUACCGUUUUUUGUCAAAGAAGUAUGAGAUUUCAGAAAGCUUAUGCUCAAAUUCCUGCAUCCCUCAAGUCAAAAGCAAGCCGGCAAUCUAAGUCUGUGUACACUUCGCUGAGCAAACUUCCGCCUAGGCAGAGUCGUGAGUACAUUAGCAUUUUAAUGAUAGUGGUGGCUUUUUCGGAGAAUAGCUAA